AUGCCUGAGAAGCCACUCCCACUCGCAGAUGAAUGGGACGAUGCAGACAGCUAUGUGACUUCUCUUCUGUCAUUUGCUACGUCUUCUGUACUGUGGUCUAAUCUCUGCGGAGGCGUUCAUAUUCUUGAUUUCUUAACGCGGCAACCUGAUCUUUACACUACUGUUGUUCCCCCCGAUUGGCGCGAUUUCUUUGAUCAGCAUGAUAUUGGCAAUAUUCUCGAUCUUCUCUUGAGAGAGGAUAUUACGCAGCUCCGUGGUAAUUCGCACGACGAUGCAGAAAUAGUACACACCUGGCAAAAUGGGCCCAAGCCGCCUCCAAGUUUAGUGGAAUACAUCCACGAUAUUCGACGACAUUCUUUGAGGCGUCAAUUUACAACAAAGGAUGGACGACUACCUGAGUCGCUGCCGCGUAGUAUUGCUGUCGGAAUGAAGCCUAAAAAAAGACACGAAGUUGAACAUUUCUCUCGCUACGUUGCUUCGCUGACAGAAGAUAUCAGUAAGACCAGGGGCGAGGCCAUCUCUCACAUUGUCGAUUUUGGAUCUGGCUUGAACUAUCUAGGAAGAACACUGGCCAGCUCGCCUUACAACAAAGAUAUAAUUGCUGUCGAGCGGAGACAGAAUAAUAUCGUGAGUGCGAGGGGGAAGGAUGUUCAAGCGAAGCUGGCGAAGAAGGUUAUUGUCAUGAGAAAUAAGAAAGAGCAUAAGGCUAGGCUAAAUGGCAGCCGGAAUGAACCGGACCUGGACACGGAAUUGGCCACCGCUGCCACAGGAGAUUUCCAAGAAGAGAUGACGACUAUCGUCGAUAUUGUUAAGGAAACCAGUGCUUUGCCGGACAGCCAAGCAUGCGGGCAGCCUCUUAAUGGUUGUGUACAUUAUGUUGAGCACGAGAUUCAAGAUGGAUACCUUGAGCCCAUAAUUCGGCAUAUAAUUGAACCUUCAGAGCCCAUAGCUGGAGAUGAUAUCCAAGGGCCAGCCAUUAUGCAGACUACGGGAGACGCAGAUCUGUCAGAAAAUGGAUCAUCGCCAUCCAUUUCUUCCUCACGCGUAAUGGUAGUCUCUCUCCACUCUUGCGGGAACCUAGUGCACCAUGGGAUUCGUUCUUUGGUAAUGAACCCGUCUGUUGUCGCCAUCGCUAUGGUCGGCUGUUGCUACAAUCUCAUGACUGAACGUCUUGGCCCAAUGACUUACAAGCUUCCUGUUCUGCGUUCUCUCCAUCCCCGUCUCGAGAAGACUUCCAAAGCAUACGAUCCGCAUGGCUUCCCUAUGUCAAAGCAUAUGGAACAAUACUCCUACGACACCGGGAAUGGGAUCCGUCUUAAUAUCACGUCUAGGAUGAUGGCUGUCCAAGCCCCGUAUAACUGGGGCCCUGAAGAAAGCGAUGCGUUCUUCACACGUCACUUCUACCGUGCAUUGUUACAGCGUAUCCUCGUUGAUUUUGAAGUUGUUUCGGUUCCUGGGUCGGUACAGGAUUCCACUUCAGAUAUGUGUGAUACUCCAGGAACUGCUCUUAUUGUUGGAUCCUUAAGAAAAGCCGCCUUCACCUCCUUCCCCGCGUACGCGCACGCCGCUAUAGCCAAGCUGAUUCGCGACCCCCACUAUGGCGAAUCGAUUCAAGAAAAGCUCGCUGGUAUUUCCGACGAUACAUUAAACGGAUAUGCUGAGAGAUACCAUCAUGCUAAGAAGAAACUUAGUAUUUCUUGGACACUGAUGGCGUUUAGCGCUGGGGUGGCUGAGUCGAUCAUUGUCACGGAUAGAUGGCUGUUUUUGCGCGAGCAGAAGGAGGUCGAAGAUGCGUGGGUUGAGCCUGUGUUUGAAUACGCACACAGCCCGAGAAAUCUGGUGGUAGUUGGAAUCAAAAAAUAA
Ophidiomyces ophidiicola is the source of this 1863-nucleotide messenger RNA. RefSeq lists its product as uncharacterized. The record is from RefSeq and is a predicted model, not a curated record. The transcript has a single exon. NCBI's taxonomy places the organism in Eukaryota, Fungi, Ascomycota, Eurotiomycetes, Onygenales, Onygenaceae. Bases 1 to 1863 code for a protein of 620 amino acids.